UCUCACAGGGCCGCUGGUUUUGGAGAAAAUAAAACCAGUGCAGUAUAGUUCACCAAGGACAGCAGACGUCACACUCCAGCACCAUGUAGCCAGUUUGGUACCUGGCUCCUAAACUACAAGCAAUUGCAAAGAAAAACACCACAUCGACGACACCAUCAACUUCCGACCUUCGCCAAAUUUUAAACACAUGAAAAAAUAUCUUAAGUCCAAAUUUGAAGAAGAUCAAAUUCAAAUAUCCGAAGCGAACGAAAAAAAAAGAACUUCCGUGGUGCAACCGCCGCUGCCUCCGGACUCGCCUCCCGCGUGCCCGCUCACGCUGAAGCGGGACGAGGAGUACGAGCGCGCCGGCGCGCCGCAAGCCCGCCGCCGCCAUGUGCAAGGACUGGGUGCGCGGCACGUGCGCGCGCGGCGCCGCCUGCAUCUACGCGCACGAGCUCGACAAGGACCAGCUCAAGGGCGUGUACCGCUUCUGCCGCGACUUCGAGAACGACCGCUGCGAGCGCCAGGUGUGCUACUUCGUGCACGCCACCACCUUCGAGAAGGAGCACUUCUUCCGCACCGCCUUCCUGCCGCCGCACGCGCUGCACCACCUCAAGACCGCCGUGAUUGGUCUGUGUAUCGUAAGUUUUUCCAUUAUUGUGGGCCUUUUUCUUUUAAGCAAAACAAGGCAGGUAUUUGACCGCAAUCACACCUGAUGUUAAGUGAGAUGCAGUCUACGACGGUGUACCUACCUACAUACCUGCCCUGUGUAUAUUUAUUUGUAGUUCCUAGCAUUAGGGAUAUGAUGAGACAAUGUUAAACUUCUUUUCAAUUAUUGUAAAUGUGUUCUUAGAUACGUUAUUAUACAGAGUGAUUUUGCAAUCAGUAUCCAAAUUUUUAGGAGCUACUCAGGGUCAGUAACUUAAUCAAUUUACGUAAAGAAAACAAUAAGUUUUUUUCAUAUUUAAUUAUUUUUAUCCGCUGCGUGCGGUUUCAAAAUUGGUUCAAAUGGAUAUUAUUUGCUUCGUUCAUAGAAAAAUAGGUUAACUGCAAACCUUAAGUGGUACGCGAAAAUAAGCCUAAACAUUUAAAAAUUAAGAUUUUUCGCAAAAAAUACCGCGAUUAAAAAAAUCAAGAUAAAGUUGUAUUGUAAAAUUGUUCUAUAGAGCUUCAUAUUUUAAAAAAAUUGGACACCGAUAACAAAAUCACCCUGUAUUAAUAACCAUGUGUUGGACAAGCAAGGUGAAUUUUCAGGUGUUUACGGUUACAUAAGAAAAAUGCUUAAAAUAUUUACAUAUCUCACAAAAAAAAAAAAAAAAG
Molecule: messenger RNA, 1299 nt
Organism: Ostrinia furnacalis (Asian corn borer)
Lineage: Eukaryota; Metazoa; Arthropoda; Insecta; Lepidoptera; Crambidae
Product: zinc finger CCCH domain-containing protein 10-like
Exons: 2
Coding region: 372-695 (107 amino acids)
Biological process (GO): regulation of RNA splicing
Molecular function (GO): RNA binding; metal ion binding
Source: RefSeq, a predicted model, not a curated record